GGCUUCCUCACUCGCAGUGGCGGCAGGGGGGAGCUGAGCAGAGCUCGAGCCUCGCGCGGGGGGAUGGGGGAGCAGGGUAUCCCCCCGCCAAGGGACGCGGCGGGGCAGUGAGGAGCGAGGGACGGCCGGGGGGGGGUUCCCGCGGGGCCCUCACCGCCCGCUGAACCUCCGCCUUGCCGCAGGGCGCGGGCGGUGUGUGCGGGCCCGCAGCGGCGGCCCGUCCGUGCGGCAGGGCAGGGCGCGGCGCGGCUCGGCUCGGCUCGGCUCGGCUCGGCUCGGCUCGACCGCCUCCUUGGGCUGGGACAGCUGGAGAGCUGCCGCCGUCAGUGUGGCAGCUAAAACAGCUUUAAAGAAUGAGGCGAUAACCCUAAAACAUCGAACCAAGGUGGUAUUGAGGUUAUUUUCAGCAGACGUUUCAAUCUAUAAUUGAAAACAUAUGCUUAUGGUUUUAAUCACCGGACAAGUGUUCAGUGCAGCUUUGAAGUUUCAUCAUCCUUGUCAAGAUCUGGAAGUGCAGCUCAAGAUACGGCAGUGCCCAUAAAUCACUAGUGGGUUGCAUUGCUGAUUGUCUAAAAGCAUUUUGAACAGAGAAGUCAUAUUACAGAUUAUAGCUUGGCUGAAGAGAUGUUUUUGACAGGAGGCUUGAAAUCUCUCCUUCCCCAUGUACUAAGAAGAAUAAUUCGAUGCAACAGACUGAGUAUUAGUAAUACUUCUGGAAUGGCAGAAGGCUAUAAACAGGCCAAUGUUGUGAUUUUGCACAAGUCCCUGGCUGAUGACUUUGAGAAGUUUUGCCAUGCAAAUAAUGGACCCCUGCCGCUGCUGUACAGAAGUAAACCAGGUGAUUGGAAAUGUCCUCCUCUGAGUAGUGAUUCUGAUAUCAGAACUGACUGCCUACAGUACAAAAUAUAUGAGCAUGGAGCUUGUACUGGAUCACUGAAAAGCCUAAAGGAGUAUUCUAAACAACUUAAGGACAUGGUGACUUUUUACUUAGGCUGCAGCUUCUCUUUCGAAAGAGCAGUCCAAAAUGCUGGCAUUCCCAUAAGAAACGUUGAGCAAAAAUGUAAUAUAAGCAUGUAUAAGCAGUAUUACUCAAUAUUCCUGCUAACACCUUGGAUUCUUUUAAACUGCCAGACAGGUGUGCCUUGCUACAGUGUUUCUACUUUUUGCUGCAACUUAGUAGUCACAAUGAGACCUAUUCCUGAAAGCAAGUUGGAAGCAGCUGUGCUAGCAACAUCUGAAUUAAAAGAAGCCCAUGGAGCACCAAUUCACAUGGGUGACCCUGGUCUGCUGGGAAUACCAGAUCUUUCCAAACCAGACUAUGGAGACCCAGUUCACCUUCACCCUGGUGAUAUUCCUGUGUUUUGGGCCUGUGGAGUAACAGGAGUAGAAGCAGUCAUCAACUGCAGAGCUCCAUUAGCUUUUACUCAUUCUCCUGGCUGCAUGUUCAUUACUGACCUAAAGAAUGACAAUGUCACAGUCAGAGCCUCAAGAGAAGUCCCACAAGUCCACUGCAUUUCUCAAGAUCCUCUGCAUUAUAGUAUUGUGUCAGCAGAAGCAGCCCAAAAGAUAAAGACUCUAGAGACUCUAAUUGGAAUAGAUCCAGGAGACCGGGGUAUAAUUCAUCUACGCUGCCAAGAUGAGCUGCUGAAGGCUUGUCUGUCCAUCUCCCAUGCUCGGUCGGUGCUGAUAACAACUGGAUUUCCUACCCACUUCACUUACGAGCCACCGGAAGAGAAUGAUGGGCCCCCGGGAGCCCUCGCUGUUGCAGCUAUGUUGCAGGCCUUGGAGAAAGAGGUUGCCAUAGUAACAGAUCAGAGAGCCAUGAAUCUGAAUAAAAAGAUUAUUGAAGAGGCUGUUCAACUAGGAAUCCUGAAGAGACCUGUCCCUCUAUUGAGUUAUCAAAGGGAAAAUGCUAAUUCAGCUUUAAUGUUUUUGUGUGAGAAUGGGAAUCCUGGAAGACCUAGAUUUGAUCACCUGAUAGCAAUAGAGCGUGCUGGGAUGGCUGCUGAUGGCAAUUAUUACAAUGCCAGGAAAGUUAACAUUAAACAUCUAGUGGAUCCCAUAGAUGAACUAUUUUUAGCUGCACAAACCAUUCCAGGAAUCACAACAACAGGUGUUGGAGAUGGAGGAAAUGAAUUAGGAAUGGGCAAAGUAAAAGAUGCUGUAAAGAAGCACAUAAAAAAUGGAGAUGUUAUAGCUUGUGAUGUUGAAGCCGAUUUUACUAUUGUAGCUGGGGUCUCUAACUGGGGAGGCUAUGCCAUUGCUUGUGCUCUGUAUAUUCUCAGCACUUGUGAAAUACAUGAUCGCUAUCUGAGGAAAGCUGUUGGGUUUCCACAGUUAUCAAAGAAGAUGGUCUGGCUAUUGGCACUUCCAUCAGUUACCAAGGAAGAAAAGCUUCUGAAAACACUUGUGCGGCACAGGGUCCGCAGUGGAAAAACUGCCAGUCUAGAAAUGGAAGUGGACGGGCUGCCCUUCUACAACACCCAUUCGCUUAUGAUUGAAAAGCUGCUGCAAGAAGCGCAGCAGUGACUGUCCCAAAUGAUUUCUAUAUCAAGAGUUGCUCCCAUGUUACUUCCUUAUUCCCUAGGCUCUCACAAGAUAUAAAAGAUCAGAAAAAGAUGACUUUUCAUUGCUGGUGUCUUGGCCGCGCGCAACUUUUCAUUGUUAUUCUUACAACAUCUCUGUGAAGCGAGAAGGGGAUAUCAUCAUGAUUUGGUCUACCUUUCUUUUCUGUAAUGUUACAAUGGAUAAUGGAUAUGAAAUGAUAUUAUAUACUAAGAGGUGAUCUGGCUUUUACAAAGAAAGCUUGUCAUUAAAAUGAAAUAUUAUUGCA
Aquila chrysaetos chrysaetos is the source of this 2833-nucleotide messenger RNA. It is a transcript of the gene DGLUCY, whose product is annotated as D-glutamate cyclase. Lineage: Eukaryota; Metazoa; Chordata; Aves; Accipitriformes; Accipitridae. The record is from RefSeq and is a predicted model, not a curated record. Gene Ontology annotation, molecular function: D-glutamate cyclase activity. Gene Ontology annotation, biological process: glutamate metabolic process. Bases 625 to 2529 code for a protein of 634 amino acids. The transcript is spliced from 17 exons.